AUGCAUCGAAAUAAUUCAAAAAACAAAAAUGAAAUUCCUUCGACCUCAAACUCCUUUUCAACUUUCAAUUCAAAAUUAGAAAAUAAUAAUUCCCAAAUUUUACAAAAAUAUAAAUUAUUAAAUGCUGAACAAUGGUUAGAGUUGAACGAACAAAUUAAAAGGAUAAAUCUACAAAACAAUGACAAUAAAAAUCCUUUUGAGGAAGCAAAAUCACGAGAAAGAUGCCCAGAAACAAUAAAAGUACUGCCAAUAUUGCACAAAACUAACCAACUUCCACCGACUUGUAAUAAAGUUAAACAAAUAUUUUUUUGCCCAAAACAAAAUAAGCAAAAUUGUUGUCCACCUUCUCCAAUAUCAACAAGUGCAUAUGGAACGGGUGGAGGUACAACAACAGAAGAUACAGGCCAAGAAUCACCAUCAGCUGAAAUACAUCAUCAAGGCCGAGAGAAACCAAAGCAGAUAAAAAGUGUAAGAUAUGCUUCAGAUAAACCACCAAUAAAUUCUUCACAAUCCACUUUAAUCAAUGCUGCUAAACCUCACUUCUACACAUCGGCUGACCGAUUAGCUGAAACAUUGGCUGCUCAACAAAGAAUUUUGCGACAAGAAUUAACUUUAGAAAAUAAACAAAGAAUAACACAAUCAGAACAAAAUACAAAAACUGAGAUUAAAAAAAUAAAACAAAAACAACCAAUAAUGGAAAUGCCUAUAAUAAAAAAUCCUUUCAUUAGAACAACCAAAUUUGUGAAUAAUUCAACUUGUUCAACUCCUCAAUUAAAUUCACAAAUUAAACAUUUGAACACAAAUGAGAAUAAAACUUUAAUUAAUAAUGAAAUUUUGCAACUAAAGCCGACAAACUCAACAAAGAAUUUUCAAUUAAUUUCAAUAAAAUCAUCCUCAAACGAAAAUAAUGCUUCAACCUUUAGCCAAAGUUUUGCUCAACAAUUACCCAAGCAAAAUACAGUGCGACAGGAAACCCAAAAUAAUUUUCCUUUAACAAAAAAGACUACAAGAAAAUCAAAAUCCCCCUCUAAAUUUACAAGAAAAAUGUCCAAAUCACCAAGAAAAUCAAAAUCACCCAAAGCUAAACAACAAGAAUUAGAAUGGGUGAUAAAACGCCGUCCCGAUGGUACUCGAUACGUGACAAGAAGACCAAUGCGCAGUUCCAAUAAUUCAGCUAUUAUAAAAGAACGACGUGAACGUUCUGCUUUACGAGAACGCCAUCAAUCAAGCGCUUUAAGUACAACCACGGAUGAUGAUGGGCAAAAUACAAUGCGACAAAUGAUAAAAGAACAAAGACGAAGAAGGAAAGGCCACACAAAAACAUUUGGUAAUCAACAACAACAAAUAGAUUCUAAUUACAAACAACAACCUAAUAAAUUUAAUAUUCCAAAAAAUUCUCUUCCUAUAAAUCAAUUUCAACAACAAAAACAGCUUCAAUUGGAUAGCAAAACUAUUAAACAAAUGUUGAUGAAUCGACCAAUUGCUUCUUUUUUCACCUCAACUACUGUUUAA
Meloidogyne enterolobii is the source of this 1512-nucleotide messenger RNA. The record is from the annotation of a GenBank genome assembly. Lineage: Eukaryota; Metazoa; Nematoda; Chromadorea; Rhabditida; Meloidogynidae.